UGGGGAGGAAGGCAGGAGCUGGGGGAUACCGGGGGGCUUCGCGCGAUUUCGGGGUUCUCGCGGGAGCUGAGGGAGUGCGGGUCGCGCUCCCCUGGGCGCCAUAUGGCUUAGCGUAGCCCCUUCGCCUUCUUGGGAGCCUCCAGCUGGGCCUGCCAUGGGGAAGGCCAGGGGCAAGGGCCCUGCGAGGUCAGCCACAGCCACUGCCAUGGCCAAGGCCAGGAACAACCCGUUCGAGGUGAAGGUGAACAAGCAGAAGUUCAGUGUCCUGGGGCGCCGAACCAAGCACGAUGUGGGGCUGCCUGGCAUCUCCCGCUCCAAGGCCCUCAGGAAGCGCACACAGACUUUGUUAAAGGAAUACAAAGAAAGGGAAAAAUCUAAUGUAUUUAAAGAUAAGCGUUUUGCUGAGUAUAAUUCCAAAAUAAGCCCAGAAGAGAAGAUGAUGAAGAGGUUUGCUUUGGAACGACAGCAAAACUUUGGAAAGAAAAAUAUCUAUAACCUCAACGAAGAUGAAGAAUUGACCCAUUAUGGCCAAUCUUUGGCAGAUAUUGAAAAACUUAAUGACAUCGUGGAUAGUGAUAGUGAUGCUGAAGAAAGAGGUGCACUAUCAGCUGAGUUAACUGCUGCUCACUUUGGAGGUGGUGGAGGUCUCCUUCAUAAGAAAACAGUUAGUAGGCAGCAAGACGAAGAUGAGGAAAAACCUAAAUCUCGCAAGGAGCUCAUCGAAGAGCUCAUUGCCAAAUCCAAACAAGAAAAGAGAGAGAGACAGACUCAAAGAGAAAAUGCCUUAGAACUCACAGAAAAGCUUGACAGUGACUGGAAAGAAAUCCAAACCCUUCUCUCCCACAAAACCCCCAAGUCGGAGAGGAAAGAUAAAGAAGAGGAGAAACCCAAGCCUGAUGAAUAUGAUAUGAUUGUUCGAGAGCUUGGAUUUGAGAUGAAGGCACAACCCUCAGACAGGAUGAAAACAGAGGACGAACUAGCAAAAGAGGAGCAAGAACGACUUGAGAAACUUGAGGCAGACAGACUGCGUCGAAUGCAUGGAAAAGAAGACCAUGAGAACAAAAAGAAACCCAAGCAUAUAUCAGCUGAUGAUCUAGCUGAUGGUUUCAUCCUAGAUAAAGAUGACAGACGUUUACUUUGUUAUAAAGACGGGAAACUGGAUAUUGGAAAUGAUGAGGAAGAGGACAGUAAGCAUGAAGAAGACGGUGACAAUGAGAGUGAAGAAGAUAAAAGUGAGGAAGAACCUGAUAGUAAGGAUGAGGAUGAGGAUGCUGUAGACAGUCACUCUGACCUUGAAUCUGGCCUUGAGAGUGAGGAAGAGGCCAUUUCAAAUGAAAGAGAGAAGAAACACCAAGAAAAUGAAAAGAACUUGCAGAAUGAUGAAGGACAAAAAGCUGAGAUAGAAGCUGCCAGGGUUGAGCUGCCCUAUACAUUUUCUGUUCCUGAAUCAUACGAGAAGCUUAAAUCUUUACUGACUGGAAAAACAACAGCACAACAACUUGUUGUACUAGGGAGAAUUCAGAAGUGCAAUCAUCCAAGCCUGGCAGUGGGAAAUAAAGCAAAGUUAGAAAAACUGUUUGGUUUGCUUUUGGAGUACACUGGAGAGUUAGCAACUAUGGACGCCCCAGAGCUCAAAACAAUUGACAGAUUGGUCCUGCCGUUGUACAAGCUUUGCCAGAUGUUUCCUGAAGCUGCAAGUAACAGUAUGAAAUUUGUACUUCGAGACGCUGCACAUGACAUGGAAGAAAUGAUUGAAGUCAAGGGCCGUGCAGCAUUUCCGGGGUUAGACUUGCUUAUUUAUUUGAAAAUUACUGCAAUACUCUUUCCAACCUCUGACUUUUGGCACCCAGUAGUCACACCUGCAUUUAUGUAUAUGAGUCAGUUGCUUACUAAGUGCCAAGUUACAACACUACAAGAUGUUGUUAAAGGACUGUUUGUGUGCUGUUUGUUCCUGGAAUAUGUAUCUGUCUCUCAAAGAUUUGUACCAGAACUUAUCAAUUUUCUUCUUGGAAUACUUCACAUUGCUCUACCUGAAAAACAAGCCCAGGGCUAUACUCUGGUGCACCCUUUCAGGCUGCUGGGGAAAAAUUCAGAAUUGCUCAUGGUCUCUGAUAAGAAGGAUAUGGAGACCUGGCAAAAGCAGAAUCUGCCCCUGAGUAUUGUGACUAGAUUAAAAGAAAUGAGCAAAACAGAAAUGAAUCAUUUCAGGUUAUCAUGCCUAGCCCUAUGUCUGGAUCUUAUUAAGAGAUGUGGAGCUCUCUAUGGAUCUUUGUCAUCUUUCCAUGAAAUAGUACACCCCAUCAGAGUACUCCUUACAGAACAUAUACCAGUGAGUGACUACCCUAAACAGCUGCAGGAAUUGCAUCAAAAUGCUCUGAAAGAACUAGAGAACAAAGAGAAACACUAUAACCCAUUGGUGUGUGAGAAAAAGAAGCCAGUGCCACUGAAACUAUACACACCAAAAAUAGUGAAAGUCUUGGAGUUUGGGAGAAAGCAAGGAGGCAGUAAGGAGGAGCAGGAAAAAAAGCGACUGAUCCACAAACACAAACGUGAAUUUAAGGGAGCUGUUCGUGAAAUACGUAAAGAUAACCAGUUCCUGGCUAGGAUGCAACUUUUAGAAACCAUGGAAAGGGAUUCUGAAAGAAAAAGAAAAGUGAAAUAUCUUCUUCAUAACCUUGCCACACAAGAAGGUGAAUGGAAGGCAUUGAAGAGGAAAAAGUUUAAGAACUAAUUCUGUCAUAAGCAGAAAUUUUUUCAUUCUUUUUUAAUAAAUUUUAUGUGAAUUC
This is a messenger RNA of Alligator mississippiensis (American alligator), 2786 nucleotides long. RefSeq names its product NOP14 nucleolar protein (gene NOP14). The record is from RefSeq and is a predicted model, not a curated record. Gene Ontology annotation, cellular component: Noc4p-Nop14p complex; nucleolus; small-subunit processome. Lineage: Eukaryota; Metazoa; Chordata; Crocodylia; Alligatoridae. The transcript has 18 exons. Gene Ontology annotation, biological process: maturation of SSU-rRNA. The coding region runs from base 155 to 2731 and encodes 858 amino acids.